AUGCACGCAUCCACUUCCGCCAAGAAACAAGAAGCGCGGAUCGCCGCGUUGCAGGAGGAAAUCGAGGACCUCCAGAAGACGCUUGGGGAGGGAGAAGACGCAGCCAAGAUAGUUUCCAGGCAUAUCACGCUCUUGCACCAAUACAACGAGGCCAAGGACGCCGCACAGAUUCUCAUUGGCAGGUUGGCGACAAACCGCCAGAUGACAAUCCGGCAAGUCCACGAAGAUUACGGAUUGACCGAUCGCGACUGA
Messenger RNA from Postia placenta MAD-698-R-SB12, 252 nucleotides. RefSeq lists its product as hypothetical. The coding region runs from base 1 to 252 and encodes 83 amino acids. The transcript is spliced from 5 exons. The record is from RefSeq and is a predicted model, not a curated record. Gene Ontology annotation, cellular component: Swi5-Sfr1 complex; Swi5-Swi2 complex. NCBI's taxonomy places the organism in Eukaryota, Fungi, Basidiomycota, Agaricomycetes, Polyporales, Adustoporiaceae. Gene Ontology annotation, biological process: double-strand break repair via homologous recombination; meiotic DNA recombinase assembly involved in reciprocal meiotic recombination; meiotic joint molecule formation.